AUGGGUUUCCUUUAUUCACAAUUUUUCGUUACUCCCACAUAUCCGACACAAUCCUUCGCGGAUCAGACGGUACUCGUCACCGGCGCGAAUGUUGGGUUAGGGCUAGAAGCUGCACGUCACAUCACGCGACUAGGUGCAGCACGAGUCAUCCUUGGCGUUCGAAAUGUGGCUGCAGGUAAAGAAGCAAAAGAGGACAUUGAGAAAUCUACAGGCCGAUCAGGCGUCUGUGAAGUGUGGGAGGUCGAUCUAGCUUCCCACGCCUCGGUCCUUGCAUUUGGCAAGCGCAUCUCACAGCUCCCCAAGCUCGACGCAGCUAUCCUCAACGCAGCUAUCGCCACACAAGAGUUUAGCAUUUCCGAAGGCUAUGAGCGAAGUAUCACUGUCAAUGUCAUCAACACUCUACUCCUCGGCCUGCUCCUCCUGCCAACCCUGAAAGCUACACGACAAAAGAACCCAUCGCGUACGCCGCGACUUGCUUUUGUUGUAAGCGAGGUACAUGCAUGGGUGAACCUCCCAGAAUGGAAGGAAGAUGAGCCAAUGAAGUUCGUCAGUGAUAAAACAAAUACCAAGAUGGCCGACCGGUACCCAUUAUCGAAGUUGUUGGAGGUGCUACUCGUGCAGGAACUAGCGGGCCGGGUGCGCGGAUCCGAGGUGAUCAUCAAUAUGAUCAAUCCUGGUUUCUGUCACUCACAGUUAGGACGGGAGAUGGGCUUCGGCUUCAAGGUGUAUCAGAUGGUAUUGGCGCGAUCCACGGAGGUUGGGUCUCGAACGCUAGUGGCCGGCGUUACGGCUGGACUCGAAAGUCACGGCGCAUAUAUGACAGAUGGACAUGUGGAAAACACUGCGCUUUCGCCCUUUGUCCGUAGUGAUGAGGGACGCCAAGCCCGUGAGAAACUGUGGGCUGAGUUAUCGUCGAUCCUUGAGGGCGUUUAUCCUGGGAUCAUGCAGAAUAUUUGA
Messenger RNA from Penicillium griseofulvum, 957 nucleotides. RefSeq names its product Short-chain dehydrogenase/reductase SDR. The transcript has a single exon. Bases 1 to 957 code for a protein of 318 amino acids. Lineage: Eukaryota; Fungi; Ascomycota; Eurotiomycetes; Eurotiales; Aspergillaceae. The record is from RefSeq and is a predicted model, not a curated record.